This is a messenger RNA of Haliotis rubra (blacklip abalone), 686 nucleotides long. RefSeq names its product ganglioside GM2 activator-like. Bases 66 to 626 code for a protein of 186 amino acids. The transcript is spliced from 4 exons. Gene Ontology annotation, biological process: lipid transport; ganglioside catabolic process. Gene Ontology annotation, molecular function: enzyme activator activity; lipid carrier activity. NCBI's taxonomy places the organism in Eukaryota, Metazoa, Mollusca, Gastropoda, Lepetellida, Haliotidae. Gene Ontology annotation, cellular component: cytoplasmic side of plasma membrane. The record is from RefSeq and is a predicted model, not a curated record.
UAUCGGAGGUUAUAUAGAGGUUGCCAAUCAGUAUCGGACUCUGCUCGGUCAGCCUAAGGUUCACCAUGCUGUUGUUGGUUAUAGCUCUCAUCGUUCCUGCCCUAGGGGCUCGCCCAGGAUUCCACUCCACUGGCACACUGGAAUGGAGGGACUGUGGUGUUGGCGAUACCUGGAUCUCCGUGAAGCAGUUCAACAUCAACCCCAGCCCCAUUGUGAUUCCCGGAGAUAUGACGGUAUCCCUCGAAGGAGCAAUCACACACAAUCUCGCUGACCAGGUCUCACUGGACGUUCUCUUUGAGAAGUCGCUUCUCGGGAGGUUCACCAAGGUCCCUUGCAAGAAUGAUGUUGGCACAUGCCACUAUACUGACCCCUGCCAUUUCCUGAAAGUCUUCGAGAAUCAGGGCACCUGCCCUCCCCAGCUGACGGCUAACGGCCUGCCCUGCACCUGCCCCUUCAGCCCCGACAAGCUCCACAUGCCUCCGUCCAAGUUCACCGUCACCAACAUCAGUGAUGCAUGGAAGUUCUUGGCCAACGGCGAGUACCACGUGAAGAUCACAAUGAACGACAAGCACACUAACCAACUCCGUGCCUGCAUGGAGACCUACCUGACUAUCGGUGUCAAAUAAAGUACAUGUUUAGUUGAAGAUUUAAAGACAAUAAAUAAAGUAUGCUUUUUUGUCAAUAUA